GAACCUGGGCCCCUGGCCAAGAACUAAGGCAUAAACACAGUGAGCAGCACAUUCUAGAGGCUGAAGCAUCCACGGUGACCAUGACUACUGAAGUCGGUUCCAAGUCCGAAGUGAACAAGCAGGCCGAGCAAAUAGGAUCAGACGCUGCCCAGGAGAAACCUGAUGAGGAAGCAUCAGAAAGUCAACAGAAUCCCUCCUCAGAACCGGAGGAGGAAAAAAGUCCAGCGUCCCCCACUGCCACCGUUAGCAAAAGCAGCCCCCGGAGUCAGAAGAAGGAGAAGGAUCCCUCAGAGAGUCGGGGCAUCUCUCGCUUCAUACCCCCAUGGCUUAAGAAACAGAAGUCGUAUAACCUGGUAGAGGCCAAAGAUGGAGUCGAAAGGAAGGAGCCCACCGAGGCUGUUGUGGAAGAGCCCGUAGUCGAAAAAGAUGAAUCCCUUCCAGAAGAAGGGAGCGUGGCCAGGGGUGACACAGAGGAAAUCGUGGAGAGAAGACGGCAGGAGGUUAGAGUUGAUGAUAAGGAUGAGAAGCAUUCAGUCAGUAGUGCUGAGACACAGCCCGCUAAGGAAGAUAGCAAAGAAAUAGAAGUGGCAAAGGUAGAAGGAAUCCGGGAAGACAAACAAGAAGGAGAAGCAGCUAAAAGGGAGACUAAGGAAGUUCAGACUACUGAGCUCAAGGCAGAGAAGGCACCCCAGAAGGCUGCCAAGAAGAUAAAAACAGUGCCGUGUAAAGUGAUGCUCCUCGAUGGCACGGAAUACAGCUGUGACCUAGAGAAACGGGCUACAGGUCAAGUACUAUUUGACAAAGUAUGUGAACAACUCAAUUUACUGGAGAAGGACUAUUUCGGGCUUUUAUUUCAAGAAAACAAUGAUCAGAAGAGGUCUCUCACAUCAAGGGCUCAGAGGUCUCUCAGAGUCAUUGUGCAGAGUCCCAGGGCCCUUCAGGAUGCUGCUCCAAGCCAACUUUGGACAGGGAGCUGGCUGGAUCCUUCAAAGGAGAUCAAGAAACAAGUUCGAAAUCUUCCAUGGAUAUUCACAUUUAAUGUGAAAUUUUAUCCUCCUGAUCCUUCACAACUGACUGAAGACAUCACCAGGUAUUUCCUGUGCCUUCAACUUCGACAGGAUAUUGCUUCUGGCCGCCUACCGUGUUCUUUUGUGACUCAUGCUCUCCUUGGUUCAUAUACACUGCAAGCUGAGCUUGGUGACUAUGACCCAGAGGAACACAGCAGUGAUUAUAUCAGUGAAUUUCAGUUUGCACCCAAUCAAACUAAGGAGAUGGAAGAAAAAGUAAUAGAGCUGCACAAAACUCACAGGGGCUUAUCUCCAGCACAAGCUGAUUCUCAGUUCUUAGAAAAUGCAAAGAGACUUUCCAUGUAUGGUGUAGAUCUGCAUCAUGCCAAGGAUUCGGAAGGUGUGGACAUCAAGCUGGGUGUGUGUGCUAAUGGACUCCUUAUUUAUAAGGACAGACUUAGAAUUAAUCGAUUUGCCUGGCCUAAAAUCCUGAAAAUCUCCUACAAGCGCAGUAACUUCUACAUUAAAGUCAGGCCAGCAGAGCUGGAACAGUUUGAGAGCACCAUUGGGUUCAAACUGCCAAACCACCGGGCUGCUAAAAGGUUAUGGAAAGUGUGUGUGGAGCAUCAUACUUUCUACAGGCUUGUGUCACCAGAACAGCCACCAAAGGCUAAGUUCCUCACUUUGGGGUCUAAGUUCCGAUAUAGUGGCCGUACUCAAGCACAGACCCGACAGGCAAGCACCCUCAUAGACAGACCAGCUCCAUAUUUUGAGCGCACCUCCAGCAAACGAGUCUCAAGAAGUCUUGAUGGAGCACCUAUUGGUGUCAUGGACCAAAAGGAUUUCUCUGGCCCUGCUGGUGAUGUUUCUGUUUAUGGCCCUGGAGUUGCCGGCCAAGGCAUGUUUCAAGAUGGAGAUGGCAAAAGGGAGGUCAGAAGCCCAACCAAAACUCCACAGUUACAGUUUACUACUGAAGGAAAGUCCAUUUCCAUAUACCCACCAUCACCACCCAUCCACUGUGUUUCAUCUCGAUCUGCAAACCUAUUGCCAAUCCCUGAAAUGGAAGUGCUUUCUGACAUUUCAGAGGAAGACCUCUUUGGGGAGGUGGAUCAAACCACACUGGAGAGCUUGGAAUUCAGUUCUCUAAGUGAAACCUCGGGGCAUGGUGAUACUGAAGUAUCCCCCCUUGAUUCUAUCUUGGAUAUUCCGCUGUCCCCAGCUAAGCACAGCUGUCCUUCUCCAAUCCAUGGAAAAACUCUGAAAGGUGCUGACUACCAAGAUACUGAGUUUGGUUACUUUUCAUUCAAUUUCUGCAAAUGCUUUCCCACUAACUUCCCUUCACUGCUUGAUGAAGAUGGGUACCUCACUUUCCCCAGCCUCCCCAAGGUUUGCGUCUCCUUCCUCCCUGCUGACCUACAGCAUUAUGUUCCUAUUACAUCGCCUUCAUUUAUUCCUUCUUUUCUCCUCAUCUUUGGGCUGCUACUUUCUGCUUUCCAGUCCGUUCCUUUCUCACUCACCUUUUCCCUUCCUCUCGCUCUAUCUCUCUGCUACCUGGAGCCUAAGACAACUUCAUUAAACACCUCUUAUGACAAUGACCUGCAUGACAAAGCAGAGGAAGAGGAGGUGAAGGAAGACCAGAGUGGCUUAACGUUUACAGCUGCUUCUGAGACUGAAAUGAUCCAGGUGGGGACUGAAGAAGAGGAAACACAGCUGGAGGACCUGGAUAAGACCCAGGACGACAUACUGAAACAUCAGGCUAGCAUUAGUGAACUCAAGCGCCAUUUUAUGGAAUCCACACCUGAACCACGCCCCAAUGAGUGGGAAAAGCGGCGUAUCACACCUUUGUCCCAACAGACACAAGGGAGCCUAGAAGAGGAGAUAACAUCAAUUUUAUUUAGUAAAGAGGGCUUUUCUGCUAGCAUGAAAGCCACCUUCACAUCAACCAGCAUUCGGACAGCAGAGGGCUCUGUUGUGAAUUAUAGUGUACCUUCUGAAAUGCUUUCUUCCUCGCCCUUCUCACAGUUGCCUGAGAAACGUGCUCCCACAACAGAAGGGCCUUGUUCUGGAGCCAACGAUGCUGUUAAGAGUUCACAUGAGACUCUGAAUGUAGUGGAGGUGAAGAAGCAGGCAGAGGUUGGGAAAGAAGAGAGAGUAAUCACAGAAGGCGUGAACAGUAGAGACAGAGUACCACCCGGGAGUGAUCCUGGGGAGACACGUAAGGUGGAACCCCAGACACACAAAGACUCCCCCUCCCUGUCUUCAGAGAACAGCAGCAGCAGCAGCAGUGAAAGUGAGGAAGAAGAUGUGGGAGAGUACCGACCCCACCACCGGGUGAAAGAGGGUACCAUCCGGGAAGAGCAGGAGGAAAACGCAGAAGAGGUGGAGGAGGAGAAAGAAGCUCGAGAGUCAAAGGUAGUACAGUGUGUGGAAGCAGUGCCAGAAGCCAGCUCAGUAAAGCAAAUCACAGUAGAAACAGUGGUCCAGGAAAAUGUAGUUUCCCAAAAGGUCACUGGAGAGAAGAGUUUAAAAGAAGGAUAUGAGCAAGACAUGAGAGAAGAAACUGAGGAAGAACAGCACAAAGUAAACGGAGAGGUGUCUCAUGUUGACAUUGAUGUUUUGCCAGAAAUAAUUUGUUGUUCAGAGCCACCAGUGGUAAAAACAGAGAUGGUAACUAUUUCUGAUGCUUCACAAAGAACAGAGAUCUCCACCAAGGAAGUCCCAAUUGUCCAAACAGAGACCAAAACCAUCACUUAUGAAUCUCCACAGAUUGAUGGCGGUGCUGUUGGUGAUGCUGGCACAUUGUUGACAGCACAAACCAUCACUUCUGAAUCCGUGUCUACAACUACGACCACACAUAUCACCAAGACAGUGAAAGGCGGAGUGUCUGAAACAAGAAUUGAGAAACGAAUUGUCAUCACAGGAGAUGCCGAUAUUGAUCAUGACCAGGCAUUGGCGCAAGCAAUUAAGGAAGCCAAAGAGCAGCACCCUGACAUGUCAGUCACAAGAGUGGUGGUGCAUAAAGAGACGGGAGUCACAGAAGAAGAGGAAGAAUAAAGUAAGAAAUGCUCUUUUCAAAUUACAUUCAACUCUGUGAACGUGAAGAAUUCUGACCAAUCCUAGUCUUGAUGCCACACCACUGCUCCAAUGAAUUUAUACCACAAGCGGUAACAAUGACCAGGCACCUGAAGAUUAAAAUGCCAACACCAAACCUUACCUUAACAUCUCUGGUCUAUACUGUUUCCUGACAUCUUAAUUAUUAUUCAUCUUUUUUAUUUUGUAUAACCACUUCCUAAUAUUCUUAGUUUUUAUUUUAUUUUUAUUUUUUGAAGUUUAGGCUUUGUCUUUGACUUUGUGUACAACUACCUGCUAAUUAUACCUGCUUUCUGAUGAAAUGAUAGUGAACAAAGCCAGCCUCAGCUGUCAGGUGCUGUUCACUUGAACAGGUGCUGUUGUACAAAAAAAAAAAAAAAAGGAAAAUCUUUGACUAAUUUAGAUAGGGGAUUUUCCCCCCUUGACUCUUGUCAAUUGAAAUCUUACUGGAAUAAUUUACAGAUUUUUCGGAUUGAGGUCAACAUACUGCCUAAGAUAAUAUUACGAAGUAGGGUUGUCUUUUUUUUUUAAAGUUUCCUACAUUUUGAAAAAUUUUGGUCAUAUUUGAGAAUUUCACUUGAGAUCUGUUUUCUCUUGAGCCCUCUUAACUCUUCCAUUCCACAUGCUCUUUACUUCCAUUGGCAAGUUAAGAGGCAGAUUCUCCAGACUAGAAAGAGUUAUGAAGGAGGCCCAUUAGCACUGUUCUUAGAGACAUUGUAUUCCAGUGCAGAUAAUAAUGCUCAGCUGGUUCUCAGACAUGCAGUCUCCUAAAGCAUUCCAGAAGAAGGAGGGAAGGAGAGAGAGACAUUUUUUCUCUCCUGUUAAAAGAUAUAGGCAGCUUAAAAUCUUAGUGCUUUUCUCUUAACAAGUCCAAAUUUCAAGAUUUUCCAUUAUUUGCACCCUUGUGUAGAAUGCUUGCUUUUUAUUAAACCUCAUUGUCUGUGUGUUUAAAAAAAAUGACCCUCUUUUGUUUCUGAGAAGGUAGAUCUGUUUCAGAUAGUGUGUCUGAUGAUUUAUGCAGGUUUUAAAGGAUGCUGAGGGAAAGGGAUGGGUGCUGGGGUGGUUUUGUCGUGGUAAAAAGAAAGCUACACCAUUCGAAGCUGUCGCCAGAGACAACAGAAAGGGGACUUGAGAUUAACUAUGUUGAAAUUUCAUUUUGUUUUUGUUGUUAUUUUGUUUUGUUUUGUUUUUGGCUGUUCCUCUGUCUAUAGUUACAAUGCCAGAUUAGAUUUAUAGCAGCUUGAAAUUGUAUUAAGUGAUAUUUUGCUCUCUGUAAUACUGUUAUAAAAUAAAAUUUGUUUAUUCUCUAAA
Messenger RNA from Phascolarctos cinereus (koala), 5408 nucleotides. Lineage: Eukaryota; Metazoa; Chordata; Mammalia; Diprotodontia; Phascolarctidae. The record is from RefSeq and is a predicted model, not a curated record.